AAGACGAGGAAGAGGAAGAGGAAGAGGAGAGGACAGUGUGGUAGACUAUCGCACCAUGGCCCCGGGAAUACAAGACUCGCUGAGCGAGCCCCCAGCAGCAGCAAUUCUCAUCGAGGAACAAGAGCAAUUGUCUUCAACCAAACGAAGCAGAAGCAGACGGCCGUUCUCACUCAUCCAUCACAGCCUAGUCACAUCCGACAUGGACGCGCUGAAAUUCCACGCCGCCGCAUCUCUCCAGCUGUGCUUCAGUCCCUAUCAAGAUGUCACCAACAUCGCCAGCACAGCAGACCCAAAUCCAGAUCCAGAAGCAGAAGCUCAGCUUCUAAUCACAUCACCCUACAACUCCCCUCUGCACCUCCUCAACCUCCAAACCCUCGAUCCACACUCUGGCCUCCUCGCCCAGGCCCUCACAAUCCUCCGUCCCGUGCGCGCCGACUACGCCACAGCGCCGUAUGAAGACUCCUUCAACUGGCCCUCUGUGUUUGCCUUCCUGCGCGAUAUAAGCACCCGCGAGGGACACGCCUGGUCCCGAACGAAAUUCUACGUCGUCGUCUUCCGGUCAACCUUGCUAGAAGGCGCGGAUGGGGACAGGCUGCAUGAGCUGGAUGCGCGGUCGCAUCAGGAGGCGUAUUGGUUUGGGACGAAGAAUGCGCGGAGGCAGAAUCUGGCGACUUGUGUCUGGCGGAGUCGGGAGGAUGCGCAUCGGGGAGGGACGGGGCCGUGGCAUCGGAAGGCGAGAGGAGCAGCUAAAGAGAUGUAUGAGAAGAUUGUGUUUACGACGACGGAACUGGUGGUUGGGGAUGAGGUGGGAGAGUGGUCGUUUGGGAGUGGACUGGGUUGA
Aspergillus novofumigatus IBT 16806 is the source of this 841-nucleotide messenger RNA. RefSeq lists its product as uncharacterized. The record is from RefSeq and is a predicted model, not a curated record. Bases 56 to 841 code for a protein of 261 amino acids. The transcript has 3 exons. NCBI's taxonomy places the organism in Eukaryota, Fungi, Ascomycota, Eurotiomycetes, Eurotiales, Aspergillaceae.